[Torrubiella] hemipterigena is the source of this 809-nucleotide messenger RNA. NCBI's taxonomy places the organism in Eukaryota, Fungi, Ascomycota, Sordariomycetes, Hypocreales, Clavicipitaceae. The record is from the annotation of a GenBank genome assembly.
ACUAUUCGUUUAUGAUACACGUACUUGUAUACAUUUUCUCCCAUUUUGUUUCAGUUCGCUUACAACCUACGAAACACAACUCGAGAGCCACUAUGCGCUUACACGUUCUUUCUCUCUUGCCGCUGCUCGGGUCGUCUUCUGGACAGCUUGAACCCAAUUUUACGUCUUCUUCAGGCGUUAAUAUAUACAACCCUUCCAACUUCUUCAAUACCACCGGGCCAUGGAGCUUAAUGUCCAAGGCUGGAGAUACUCUCUACGUUUCUGGUUCGUCACCGCUUAUCUCCUAACUCGAGACCCUUAUAUUGUAACAGCCGGUUUCUUACUCCGCUGUGAGCAUAGGCAUGCGUGGAAUUUAUCAAUCAAACAGUACGCUGGCACCGACUGGUAUGCCACGUGUUCGUCUGGCCUUUGAGAACAUGGCGACGCUCGUCAAGAUGCAGGGAGGCGAUUUGUACUCGUGCGUCCGACUGGUCGUCUUUGUAACCGACAUGUAUAGGUACAGACCAAUGUGCAAUGAGGUGCAGAUUGCGCUCUGGGGCAAUGACCCGUCCAAGUAUCCGCCCCGAACAAUCAUUGAGGUCGGUCGGUUAAAUGAUGACGAUAUCGUCGAGGUCGAGGGAACCUUCUACGUUCCCGAGAGGAAGGAGAGCUCAGUAACACCGAUUUAGUUUGAAUUGCAGAAUGUAGAGUCGGCUCUAUUGCCCGCUCUGUUAGUUGCGCCAGUAGAGCAUCGGAUACAUAGGUGUAUGGUUGUAAAUUGUUGAUUCAGUUAUAGCAAGUAUCUAAGGAUAUUUGUACAGCCCACUUCC